GAACAGACUUAUAUAUUGUGACAGAGAAGUCUGUGGUUAUGACUUUAUUUUUUAACGUGUUUGUUUGUUGAUAAUUUGUAUUCGAUAUUCGAUCGUGAACCUGCGAUCUGAGCAAGUGCAACAGAUAUCGAAUGACAAAUUUUUAACCUUUGGAAUGUUAUUAUUUUAAUUGGGCCAAUGGUUUAGCGAUCAAAAUACAGGUAGACUGUGCGAGUUUGGAGUUGUUUUUUUGGGCCGGUCUUUGUUCAAUCAAAUGUAUCGAUUGAAAAAUGAACUGAAUCCGGGAUUCCGUUUAAGGAACGUAACCACGAACUUGGCUUAGAUGGGUAUACGCACUGCGGGGAUCGAUCAUAUAUUGUUUGGAAAAACUACAAGAGAUACUACAAUAAAGAUCACUACUGUAAAAAAAAAGGAGAACGCUUAGUAUACAUAGAAGAGUGUGUACUCACAAAAAUUGUAUAAGCGUUUGAGGCACGUUAAUAUCAUAUAAAAAAGUUUUUUUUUAUCAAUAACUUUUCCUAGUGCCAAAUGUCACUUCAUUAGUCAAACUUUAAUUCAGUACUUAAAAAGGAAUUGAAUAAACAAAAUUUGUUUAAAUCUAAGUUGAAGAAGGAUAUUAAUAAACAAUUAUGGACAACAAACUCUUGCCAAUUUUACUUUUGUUGCUUUUUACUAUAGUAAUUAACUUUUCUUUUCAUCGUAUUGAAGAAGGUUAUGUUGGAGUAUACUUUAGGGGUGGUGCUUUGUUACCUCAAGUGAGUAAUCCGGGAUUUCACAUGAUGAUACCACUGCUGACCACAUUUCGUACAGUUCAGGUAACUCUUCAGACAGAUGAAGUAAAGAAUGUUCCAUGUGGAACCAGUGGUGGCGUAAUGAUUUAUUUUGAUCGUAUUGAAGUUGUGAAUAUAUUAGAUGCAAAUAAUGUCUAUAAUAUAGUAAGAAAUUUUACAGUGGAUUACGAUCGUACAUUAAUAUUUAACAAAGUUCAUCACAUACUGAAUCAAUUUUGUUCUGUACAUACGUUACAUGAAGUGUACAUUGAUUUGUUUGAUCAAAUUGAUGAGAAUCUGGAAACUGCACUUGAAAAAGAUCUAAUUGAAUUAGCACCUGGUCUUAGUGUACAAGCUGUAAGAGUGACAAAGCCGAGAAUUCCCGAAGCAAUUAGACAAAAUUACGAAUUAAUGGAAGCGGAGAAAACAAAACUGUUGAUAUCCAUACAACAUCAGAAAGUGGUGGAAAAAGAUGCCGAGAUCGAACGCAAAAAGGCCAUCAUUGAAGCCGAAAAGGAAGCGCAGGUCGCAACGAUUCAGUACAAUCAAAAGAUUAUGGAAAAAGAAUCUCUGCAGCGAAUAGCAGUGAUAGAAGACGAGAUGCAUUUAGCGAGACAGAAGAGUCAGUCCGACGCUGAAUUUUAUAAAAUGAAAUUGCAAGCCGAGGCAAACAAGUUACUCUUAAAUAAAGAAUUCUUAGAGCUCAAGAAAUACGAGGCCUUAGCAAAGAAUGCUAAGAUAUAUUACGGGCAAGACAUUCCACAAAUGUUCGUACAAGGAGGUUGUUCGAGUGAUUUCAAUUCCCCCCGCAAUAGUGUAUGAAUACCUGAAGAAAACCAAAAAUGAACAGUAAUUAAUUUUAGGCGUUUUUUGUAACUUGUACCUUAUUUUUGUAUCUGAUAAAACAAAGUGAAGUAAUUAUUAGCUUCUUUUUGCAUAUUCCUAUUUUUCAAAACAAAAAAUAAUUAUCUCUAUUUAAAACUCAUGUUUAAAAUAGUUAUUAAAACGAAACGUUGCUCGAAUUGUUGUUAACUACUGAACCAAGAAGUGAGACCGUUUGUCCAAGAGGCCAUACGUGUUAUUGUGAUAAUAAUGUUGAACGAUGCUUCAUCGCGUUCACCAUGCGUGUCAUUAGUUGCGGACAACAGGAGGAAAUCCUAUUAGAAGCGAUA
Messenger RNA from Pseudomyrmex gracilis, 1942 nucleotides. Its product is annotated as erlin-1-like. Gene Ontology annotation, biological process: SREBP signaling pathway. Gene Ontology annotation, cellular component: endoplasmic reticulum membrane; endoplasmic reticulum. NCBI's taxonomy places the organism in Eukaryota, Metazoa, Arthropoda, Insecta, Hymenoptera, Formicidae. The transcript has 6 exons. The coding region runs from base 630 to 1592 and encodes 320 amino acids. Gene Ontology annotation, molecular function: cholesterol binding; ubiquitin protein ligase binding. The record is from RefSeq and is a predicted model, not a curated record.